Molecule: messenger RNA, 1578 nt
Organism: Rasamsonia emersonii CBS 393.64
Lineage: Eukaryota; Fungi; Ascomycota; Eurotiomycetes; Eurotiales; Trichocomaceae
Product: Transcription factor RfeF
Exons: 4
Coding region: 1-1578 (525 amino acids)
Source: RefSeq, a predicted model, not a curated record
AUGAGUCGACCAUAUGGCCAUCAACCGUAUCCAGGCCAGCUGCAACCUGGUGCUUCUCAGCCUCCAUAUCCGACGUCAUCACCGCAACCACCGUAUCAACCGUACAGCCCAGCACCACCCCCUCGCCCGGGUGCAUCCCCUUCUCCCACUUCUGGUUCUCAAUAUCCCGGCUCUCCUCAGCCUCCAAAUUCUCAGGGUUAUCAGCAAUUGACGUACAAUCAGUCUCAACAGAACUAUGAAAGACCUCCGCCGCCCCCGCCGCCACAGCAAUACGGAGCCCCCCCCGAAUCCGCCAUAUGGACAGCCCUAUCCGCCACAGGACAGCCAUACAAUCCCUAUCCAACCCAAGGACCCCCGAGUUCCAGCGCUGGGAGCUAUGGACCACCGCAGCCAAGUGCCCCUCAUGGUGGUGGCCCUCCAGCUCGUCAGGCGAAUGCACAAGAACUCGCAUCGUACAGGCAACUGUUAAUAGGAACCAUCCAAGAGAAGCAGCUCCAGAACAUGUAUCCUCCUGAUAAGCUGGAGCGCGUGGUCAGAAAUCUGGAGGAUGCCCCUGAUAAGAUCCAGAAACUUAUGAAAGAGUGGAAUGUUCCCCAGGAGAUUGCUAUGGACGUCAUCAAACUGUCUUUGUUUGAUAUCGUUAUAUACGUGGACGACAGUGGCUCUAUCCAAUUUGAAGAAGACGGAAGCAGAUUGACUCAGUUGAGACAGAUCUUGGCUCUCAUUGCCACUGCCGCGUCUAAGUUUGACCAGGAUGGUGUCUCCAUCCGUUUCAUGAACUCCGAUGAGCGAGGAGACAAUAUUCGGAGCAAAGAAGAUGCCGAGGCGCUCGUGGCCCGGGUUCGAUUCCAAGGCCUUACACCCAUGGGAACAAGUCUAAGGAAUAAGGUUUUGGAGCCCAUGGUUAUUGGUCCCGCCAGGGCUGGUCGACUGGAGAAGCCGGUCCUUGUUAUCACUAUCACUGAUGGACAGCCUGCUGGUGAACCUCACAGCGCUGUUGCUGACGCAGUUCGUUCCGCCGUCGACGAACUGUCUCGCACACGAUAUGGUCGUGGAGCCAUCUCGUUCCAAUUUACGCAGGUCGGUACGGACUUGCGUGCGCGAGAAUUCCUCAGCAAGCUCGAUGAAGAUCCCAGCAUUGGAAAUUUCAUUGAUUGCACUUCAAAUUUCGAGGUUGAACAGGACGAGAUGUCCCGAGCAAACCCUCCGGUACAUCUCACUAGAGAGCUCUGGGUGGCCAAGGUCAUGCUUGGUGCGAUUGACUCGUCGUAUGACACCAAGGACGAAAAGUCCUCUGGACGUGCGGGCGGUGCGCCUCCUCCUCCCGGCCAGUAUGGCGGUUACAACCAAGGGGCAUAUGCUCAAAACCAGGCGGCAUAUGGAUACAACCAGGGCGGGUACCCUCCACAGCAGAGCUACGGACAACCUAAUUACGGCCAGCAAGGUUAUGGACAACCGUAUGGAGGUUACAGUCAACCGCCCUCAGGGUACGCUCCGUAUGGACAACCUCAACCGGGCGGAUAUCCGCCACAGCAACCUGGAUAUGGACAGGCGCCUCCUCCCCCGCCCAGAUAUUGA